AUGAAUAUGCGACCGUUGAAACGGCCUCGCCUUGGGCCACCGGAUGUGUAUCCGCAGGAAGCAAAACAACGGGAAGAUGAGCUAACGUCCACGCACGUCAAACAUGGUUUCGCGACGGAACAUAAACUGUCCGAGGAGUUCGGCACCGCACGCAAUUGCAACGUGUCGGCGAGCAAGGUCGGUGCGUACUUUAAUGCGAUUCUGGCCAAAAAGGAAGAGCUGAUGACACUGCCCGAUUCGGGAAGAAAGAAGCAGCAAAUCAACCCGAAGGAUAACUUCUGGCCUGUCACGGCUCGCAACAAGACCACCCUGGAUACGUGGUUUAAAGAUCUGGCCGGAACGAAACCAUUAAGCAGCUUGGCGAAGAAGGCACCGUCGUUCAACAAGAAGGAAGAAAUAUUUGCAAUGUUGUGUGAAAAUCAAGUCACGAUGCAGCGAGCGGCCUGGUUUAUUAAGCUUAGCUCCGCUUACACCGUUGCGGUUUCGGAGGCAAAAAUAAAGAAGCGCCAAAUGCCCGAUCCGGCAACGGAAUGGACGGGAACGAUGAUAAAAUUCAUGAAGGAUCUCAUACCGAAGCUGCACGAACAUUACCAUCAGGGUCCGCUGCAGGAGAAAUCUUCCACCGGUAGUGUGGCAAGCUCUGGGGCAAUGAACAGUACAAAUAGCGGCCUCGGGUUGGGCUCUGGAACGGGAGGAACCAACCCUUCAACAAUUCCGCCACCCCUGUCCAGCCCGGCCGGAAGUAUGCACAGUCCGGCCAGUGGUAACCCAGUCGGAGGGUCGAUGCAUGGCCAACAGCAGCAACAGCAACAGCCACCAAUUUCUCCCCAGGAAGAGCAACGAAUAGCCCAGCGGCAGUGGAAUUACAGUACCCAGCUGUGCAAGUACAUGUACGAGGAGGGUUUGCUGGACAAGCAAGAGUUCCUGAACUGGAUUAUUGAUUUGUUGGAAAAGAUGAAAUCGUCCCCGAACGCGGACGAUGGGUUGCUGAGAAUUUAUCUACCAUUGGCAAUGCAGUACCUGCACGAUUUUGUGCAAUCGGAGCGCUUCUGUCGUCGAUUGGCGUACGCGGUGUCGAAAAAGUUGGCCCAACUGAUAAAUCAGAUGGCGGAGAGUCAUAACAUCAAUUUGAACGCACCCGAUCCGGACGGUAAACAAUCGUCCAACGAAAUGACCGAUAGCAAACAGGACAAGCAACACGACAAACCGGCCAAAGAGGGUUCGAACGGCGGUUCCAUGACGCAAUCGACCGAUGCAAGCCCUCCGAAGGUGAAUCCGUACGAAAUGAUUUUCACCGAAUAUUUGCACUGUUCCCACCAUCGAGAUGUGGUGUUGCAGCUAUCAUCCAUACUGCAGGUCAUCACACUUGAAUGUCCGACCGCGCUCGUUUGGUGUGGCGUCGGAGAAACUCGUUCCUCGUCGGUGCUCUCGGGCAGUCCGCUUGACCACUUACCGGUGGCACCAUCGGCACUACCGAUGCCGACCCGUUACGAAAAUUCCAAUGAGGACGUUCGUCGACAACUGUUUGAAGCGGAAGAAAGCAUCAAAGUGCGCUCCAGGCAUGCCGAAUCGCGUUGGUGUAUCGACAAGUGGCAGACAGCUGCCGGCAACGCUAGCUUAAAGAUACUGGCCACACUGGACGCGCUCGAUGGACAUUGUUUCGACCGGAUGGAUUCGAACAACUCGCUCGAUUCGUUAUAUUCGAAGAUAUUCCCACCGUUCCAAGUGCAACCGAUCAAAGCGUCGGAAAGCACUGCAGGAGGAGGCGGCAAUGCGGGGCAAGGCAAUGCCAUCGGUGGAAUUAACGCUGCUGAUGGGAAAGAUGCAGCCACAAAGCAGUUUGAAUACAACGUGGAACAAGAUUCAUCGAUUGUGAAGAUUCUCUGCGAAUGGGCCGUUUCGUGGCAGCGUUGGGGCGAACACCGGGCAAUGGUAGUGGCCUGGCUGCUUGAUAAACGGCAGAACGAAGUGUUGACGGCGCUGGAAAACGAUAGCUACAACAACACGCUCAACAACUCGGAUGACAAAGACUCGGUGCUGUCGGGCAGCGGGCUAAACGGAGGCCAACCCGUCUUCCAGCAUAUUCUGAUGAAUUUCCUCGACCAUCACGCGCCGGUCCUGGAGGAAGGAGGCAGCUCGCAGAACAAGUCCCAGUUUACGAACCUCGUUCAUUUGUUUAGCGAACUCAUUCGCCAUGAUGUGUUUUCACAUGAUGCGUACAUGUGCUGCCUGAUCUCGCGUGGCGAUCUACUGACAGGCGCCGGUGGAAUGCUGUCACUCGACAGCCAUGGGAUGUGUAACGCUGGGCUCAGUACUGGACCAAUUUCGAACAAACCAGCCACCAGCUCGUCCCCGAACAAUGGUGGCGGAAUGGAGGAUGAUGUGUUGCAAACGGAUUUUAAGGCUAAACUGGAAGAUUUGGACGAUUCGAAUGUGGAUGAAGAUCUGGACAAGCUGUUGCAACAUAUCAAAGAAGAUCAGCAGAACUCGAUGGAUGCACCGGACAGUCCGAAAGAUCCAGAACAUGCCGCUCCGUCAGUAACUGGUCUCGGUAAGGCUGAAUCGUCUAGCCGCCAUUUUCUGUACACCGAACACUUCCCGCUCUGCCAGGACGAUCCCAUUUCUCAGCAUGACUGCAACCAGCGGUACAUCCUGCUGUACGGAGUGGGCAAAGAACGGGACGAAAAGAAGCACGCGGUGAAGAAAAUGUCAAAAGAAAUUUGUAAGCUGUUCUCGAAGAAGUUCAGCAUCGACGUGGCCGAAGGUGGCAAGGUGAAGAAACAUUCGCGCAGCGAGUUUAACUUCGAGUCCACCUCGAACAAGUGUCAAGCGAUGUCGUACUUUGACCAACACGUCGUCACAUGGCAGUGUGCGGUGCAGGUGCAGGAAAUGCUGAACGCAUUUGCAGCCGGCAAUAGUAACUAUCUGCCGGUUCAAGAGCACGUGGCGUUCCUGUUCGAUUUGAUGGAGUCUGCGUUCAACAUUUACGGGCUAAUCGAUACUUGCAUCCAGAUCUUGCGUGAGUUACCCGAGGUGGAGCUGCAGUUGAUUGGCAAAAGUUCGAUGGCACUGGUGCGCAGCUACACGACAUCGCUUAGCCUGUAUGUGGUAGGUGUCCUGCGCCGGUACCAUUGCUGUUUGUUGCUUUCCCAGGAACAAACGACAGCGAUCUUCGAAGGACUGUGUCGCAUUGUGAAGCACGUGAGCAACCCGAGUGAUUGCAGUUCGGCCGAGCGGUGCAUUCUCGCCUAUCUGUACGAUCUGUACUCGGCGUGUUCGUCCUUAAAAUCACGGCCGCAACAGGAACCCUUCCACAAUGCGUACCCGAAGAUUAAGCAAGCGUUAUACACACCGCUGCAACCGACUCCGUCGGCGCAUACGUACAAUCCGCAGUUUAUGAUUGAGAUCAUCACCAACCCGCGGCGCGGUGGAAAGAUCGAAAGUGCCUGGGCGCGGCAGCUGAACGAAUCUGCCUCCAACCGGUACAGCUUCGUGUGCAACGCCGUGGUGGCGGUUACGCGCGACAUUGACAACGAUUGUCUGAACGACAUCGCAGCCAUGUGUGCGGAACUGACGGCGUGCUGUAAUUCGCUCAGCACCGAAUGGUUGGGUGUGUUGAUUGCACUGUGCGGUUCGAACCGCGAUGCCGGUUACUACGUGGACGUGCUUACGCAGGUGGAUGUCCAGAACACCAACAUCCACAACGCACUGUCCGUGUUCACGAGCAUCCUGGUGGCGAGACACUGCUUCUCGCUAGAGAACUUUGUGGCACACGUGGCCUUACCAUCGCUGGUGCAGGCUUGCAAAGGACGCGGUGAAACAACGCCGGAAAUAGAAGCAGGCGCCAGGCUGUCCUGCCAUCUACUAUUGCGACUUUUCAAAACCAUCGAAUGUCCACAGCCGGGUCUGUACUCGGUCAGCACAUCACCGAACCCGAUAACGGUGGGGAACGCGCACAACAUCAAGCUGAGUUGCGAUCGACAUCUGCUGGCUGCGGCACACAAAAACAUUGGUGUAGCGCCGGUGCUAGCCGUGCUGAAGGGAAUUCUCGUCGUGGGUGACGCUACGGCCCACAAGGUAUCGUCGAUAUUUGGCACUGGCAAGCGUAGUGGGCUCAAUACGCCGGUCCAUCCAGGCAGCACGCCCAAGAGCAUGGCCGGCUCGGGCGAUUUGAGUCACAUUCUAGGCACGAGCGAUCUUUCCAUACUGGGCAAUCCGGACGAAUCGAUGCUGGAUGUUUCGCAACAAAAUUCUCAUCUUAACCAGGAGAACGCGACCAGCCUGUCGGAUUUCGCGCAACAUGUGCUGCGUCAAAUUUGCUCACAGGAAUGGGUGCUGGAACGCUGCCUUCAACAUGCGGAAGAACUAUGCCAGCAUGGUAUGCUGAUCGACAAUCUGCUGACAGCAAAGCAAGCGCAACGAUUGCUCCACAUGAUCUGCUACCCAGAGCACGAAUCCAACCUGAUCGCGGAACUCGAUCAGAAGGCGAUCAUUGUGCGCAUAUUGGAGAAUCUGGAACAAUGGUCACUGCGCAUUUCUUGGCUAGAUUUGCAGCUCAUGUUUAAGCAGACCAACUGCAGCUCACCGGAUCUGUCGAACUGGCUGGAUAUGGUAGCACGGGCAGCUAUCGAUGUGUUUCGCGUCAACGAGUUCAUCAUGAGCAAUCCGGACGCGAAACAGGAGAAGGUAAAACCCUCGACCUGGUUGGUGGCCCCAUUGGUUUCGAAACUGCCGAGCGCGGUUCAGGGAAGGAUAUUGAAAGUAUCGGGACAGGUGCUGGAGAGUACGAGCAUGUUUAGCAAGCACAAGGAUGGCAAUGGGGGUAAUAAUAGCAGCAACAAUAACAGCCACAACCACGGAGCUAAUAGCAACAGUUCGGUCAGCUCGAAUGGGAGCACCUUCGGCAGCAAACAGUCGUCACAGCUAAAUCAUCAACCAUUCCUUGGUUUGGUACUAACCUGCCUCAAAGGGCAGGACGAACAGAAGGAAGGUUUGCUUCAAUCGCUAUACUCUCAGUUGUCGCAAUUCCUACAGAAUCGCGAUCAAAGUCUCGAAACUAUUGGCGGUAUUGAAGAUCCUUGCGGAUUUGAGAAAAUGCUUGAUGCGCUACAACUGCGCUACUCGCUUGUUGGAGGACUAUUCGAUGCAAUUAUGAAAAAUGCCACCUCUACAACAGACUGGGCGAUCCUGUUUGCGCAGCUAAUCAGCCAGGGGGUGAUUGAUUUGAGCAACAAUUCCGAAUUGUUUACUACGACUCUCGACAUGUUGGCCACACUGAUACAUUCAACGCUUGUCAGCGACAGCCAGACGGAGCGCGAUGAAAACAAGAAAUUGUACACAAAUCUCAUGAAGAAGCUACGCAAGGAACUGGGCGACAAGAAUGGUCCCUCGAUCAAAUACGUUCGACAACUGUUACCGCUAGCGAAGCAAACGUGCGAAGUUCUUACCUGCGACUCGGCAGGGUCAUCGACGGACGCGAAAGGCAAUAAAAUCGCGAUUGACAGUAUUGAAAAGAAGAACGGUCUUAGGCUUGGAGAUAAACAACGUGUGAGCGUUUGGGAUCUCUUAGAAGGUCACAAAAAUCCAGCGCCUCUGUCAUGGGCAUGGUUUGGUGCGGUGAAAAUCGAACGCAAACCUUUAGCUUACGAAGAAACGCAUCGUUUGCUAAAGUAUCACACGCACAGCCUAUUCAAACCGAGCAGCUACUAUUACGAGCCGCUUCCAUUGCCACCCGAGGAAGUGGACCCAAUACCCGACAAGCUCAAGGACGAUAUGAAAGCCGAUACGCCUUCAUCUGAUCAAUCGCCGGCACCGAGUACGGGCUCAAAGAAGAGCAAAACGACACGCAAAAGAAAACCGAAAGCCACGCCAGCUGUACAGGUUCAACAAAGCCAACCGCAACAACCAAUCAUGCCCGCGAUUGUACCACAGGCCGCUGCAGGACCUCAGCAAUUGCAGCAAAUGCAACAACAGCAACAGCAGCAACAGCAACAGCAACAACAGAUGCAACAGCAACAAUCGCUACAACAGCAGCAGCACUUGCAGCAACAGCAGCAGUUACACCUGCAGCAGCAACAGGCCCAACAGCAGCAGCAUUUGCAGCAACAGCAGCAGCAGCUGCAACAGCUGCAACAACAACAGCAACAGCAGCUUCAGCAGCAACAGCAACAACAGAAUCAAAUGAUGAUGCAACAACAGCAGCAAGGCAACAUUCCGCAGCAGCAGCAAUCAGCGCUGCAGCAACAGCAGCAACAGCUUGGAGCGCAACAACCACAACAGCAACAGGUUGCUAUGACACCGCAGCAAACACUACAGCAGAUGCAAAACAGCAACAUGGGCUCCAUGCAAAUGGGUGGUCCAAUGAACUCUAUAAACCAGCAGCAUAUGCAUAUGACCCAGCUGGUCGCACAAGGAGGCAUCGGAGGAAUGCAGUCGGGAAUGGGUGGACUCGGCUCCGGAAUGGGCGGUGGUAUGAUGAAUCAGCAGCAACAGCAGCAGCAGGCUCCACAGCAACAGCAACCCCAGCAAGCUCAACAGGCGCAGCAAGCACAACAAACCCAACAGCAGCAGCAACAACAGCAGGCUCAAGGCAAUCCAAAUAUGGGCUUUGUCGGCAACGUGAAUCCCAUGGCACAGUUGGCCCAACAGCAAGGAGGCAACCAACAGUGGGGUGGUUACGGGUCCAUGCAGCAACAGCAUCAACAGCAGCAGCAGCAACAACAGCAACAGCAGCAACAACAGCAGCAGCAACCACAGGCACAAGCACAACAGCAGCAGCAAACUCCACAGCAAGCUCAGCAAGCAUCACAGCAACAAGGACCUCAGCAAGGACCCCAGCAAGGUUCUCAGCAAGGACCGCAGACCCAGCAGCAGCUGCAACAGCAACAACAGCAGCAGCAAAUGUUCUAUUCCGGAAUGGGUCAAGCAACGAUAACACGCUUCGAUCGGCCACAGUUGACCUCGAACUCAAAGCAGGCUCUUUCAAAUAUGUUGCGUUCAAAGCAACCAAUCAAUGCCGGUCAUCCGACCGGUUUUAUGCAACCGCAGCAGCAGCAGCAACAUCAGCAACAGCAGCAGCAACAGCAGCAGCAACAGCAGCAGCAGCAGCAGCAACAACAGCAGCAGCAGCAACAACCUCAGCGAAAUCCCCAGCAACAGUUUAUGCGUGGCCCAUUGCGGGCUGGUAUGCCAGGCAAUCCGAUUGUCGGUGCACAGGCCGGUAUGGGUCCGAUGAAUCCAACCAUGGCUGGAGGCAAUGCGGGCAUUGGAGCGACGGGGGCCGGUGCAGUGAUGGGCGCUCAGAGUAUGGCAGCUGGCGGCAUGAUGGGAGCAGGGCAAGGUGCUCAAGGCCAGCAAACUACCGCAGGAAUAAUGAAUCAAAAUGCCCCGGCAAUGAUGGGCAACGCCGGGGGCUCGAUUAUGGGUCAAUCCGGUGGCAGUAUGAUACAGACUAGCAUGAUGAAUCCUCAGCAAAAUCCAGCGCUGGUUGGACAGGGAAUGGGUAGUGGCGGUGGAAUCGGAGGAGCAGGCGGUAUGGCUGGUAACAGUGGUAUGGGUGGAAGCGCCGGAGGGAUGGGAGCCAGUGGUGGUGGUAUGGUAACCUCUGGUGGAAUGGUUAGUGCCGGAAUGGGCAACGCAGGCAUCGGCAAUGCAGCUCCUAUGGGCGGUGGACAGGGCGGUAUGGGUGGUACCAGCGGAAUGCCGAACGCGGGUGGAAUGGGAAAUCCGUCCAUGAGCAAUGCUGGCAUGGGCAUGCAAAACAUGCAGCAGUCGGGCAAUAUGCAGGGUGCCAUGUUCCAGGGACAAAACGUUCCUUACCAAAAUGUCAACCAGAAUUAUCCCAACUACGGCAACCAGGGCAUGGGACAGCAGGGUGGACAGGGUGGCGCUAUGAUGGGUAACUUCAAUCAGAUGGCUCAACAACAACGCACUACUCAAGCAGAGUUCCUGGCCCAACAGCGCGCAGCAAUGGCUGCCGGCCGAGGUCAGUAUGCGCAACAUGCACCGAAUGUGACGAUGGGCAAUAUGGGUGUAAAUCAGGGUGCAGUGCCACCGUACCCUCGGCAAGGUGGUAAACCGGGCGUUGGUGGUAAUAUGCCUCAGAAUCAGCAACAGUUCCAGCAGCAACGGAUGCGUUUGAUAAUGCAGCAACAUUCAGGUAUGGGACAAGGAGGUAAUGCGCAAGGUAUGAUGCAGAGUCAAGGGCAAGGGAUGAGCACGCAGCAAACGCCAAAUCUGGUGGCUCAGUUGCAGCGCCAGAUGCCCAACCAGAACAACAUGAUGGGACAGCAGUACCCUCAUCAACCUCCGCAGUAUUAAGCAAGAACAUCAAAAAUGCAUCCAGUGCAUUCGCGUGCUCGAGAACAAAUGGGCUGGUGAGGCAGAAACAGAACAGAAUCUUCUUACUAACACCUAUAUAUUUAUUACCACUGUGACUUUGAGCAGACGCUUCUAUUUCUUAGUAAUGAAAUAGAAGCAUCGCAAUAAAUGGAGUAU
Anopheles moucheti is the source of this 8496-nucleotide messenger RNA. RefSeq names its product mediator of RNA polymerase II transcription subunit 12 (gene kto). Lineage: Eukaryota; Metazoa; Arthropoda; Insecta; Diptera; Culicidae. Gene Ontology annotation, cellular component: mediator complex. The record is from RefSeq and is a predicted model, not a curated record. Bases 1 to 8319 code for a protein of 2772 amino acids. The transcript has 10 exons. Gene Ontology annotation, biological process: regulation of transcription by RNA polymerase II. Gene Ontology annotation, molecular function: transcription coactivator activity.